Molecule: messenger RNA, 3882 nt
Organism: Egretta garzetta (little egret)
Lineage: Eukaryota; Metazoa; Chordata; Aves; Pelecaniformes; Ardeidae
Gene: RER1
Product: retention in endoplasmic reticulum sorting receptor 1
Exons: 7
Coding region: 2581-3171 (196 amino acids)
Biological process (GO): protein retention in ER lumen; retrograde vesicle-mediated transport, Golgi to endoplasmic reticulum
Cellular component (GO): Golgi membrane
Source: RefSeq, a predicted model, not a curated record
GCUGCCAGCCCCGGUCCUGCUCCCGGGCCCCCCUCACCUCAGCGGGCCCCGCUCCUGCCCCGAGGGCCUCUCGUCCCGGUGUUUGUGCCAAAACAGUGCCAACCGUCGUCCGCUUUGAUUUUUUUCCCCAGAGUGUCUUGUGUUGCUUUCGUCCCGCAGCGUUUGGUCUCAGGCAGCGCUCGGGGUAGGGGCAGGCGGAGCGCGGGUGCCGGGCAGCUCCCGCCGUGCGGGCAGCGGGGAGCUCCUGAGAGACCAGGCUGCUGCUGUGAUGGAUAAAAUUAAACGGUGUCUUUUUUUAGGAUUAAAAAAAACCCCAGUCUGCACAACCAAUGGGUUAUUUUCCUGUGGUUGUCCGUUCACCCUGUUGUUACUAAAUUACUUCCUCAUAUUGCUCUUCAAAGACGUUUCCUCUGUGAGAUAAGGAAAGUUGUAUGAGCAGUGAUAUGGUUGUGCUAGUUAUGUGCUGAAUUUGUAUUUUAAAUUUAAGAAAAAUCUACAUUAUGAUCAGAGACUUGUCUGAAGAUUCUGUACCUCUCUCUGUGUGACGAUGUGAGGCAUAAGCUAAAUGUCUUUACUGCCUCAGGUCCUGUCAUUUUUAAGAACUAAGAGAUGCAGUGGUGUUUGUACUGAUAUUAUCAUAACAAUUGUGGUAAGAAGCAUAAUUGUUGAAGGUCAUGUAUUUGCCUGCUUGGUAUUUUUCAGCAGAGAAAAACAUUUUAAUAUGGUUUCGUUUUAGUAGCAGUCUGUGUUCUGCUAGUAGCAAACUAUUCAAUUGUUUGUUAUAUUAAUCUCUGUAUAUCUUUCUGAUUAUUGCCUUUGCUGAAAUGGCUGAAGAGUUAUCGUCACUCAUUAUGCUGAACAGUAAAGUCUUAUUUUACGUUAUGAAAGAGGGAUUGCUACUGUUUAGAUUUAAUUAUUCCCUUAAACCAGUGAGAUCUGACUUGUGUUCUUCACUGUAAAGUACCUUCAAAGUAAUGCCAAAGGCUGCUUUUCUUGAUAACAGCCUAAUUACAGGUGUUCUUUAAAUAUUUUGAAGUGAGAAGAAAUAUUAAAUUCUAAAUUAUGUCGUGGUAUACUUCAGUCUAUGCUACUUAAACUGAGGCAGCGAGAGGUUUUCUUUUCAGUAAGGCAGUGUUAGAUGGCUGUACUUCUUGAGAACUGUAUGUAUGAUAAAGUCAUGCAUAAUGACAUAUGUAUGAUAAACAGUCAUGCAUGAUGACAUACAGUGUAAUUUUUUACAACAAGCAAAAUACCUACUCCAUCACGAAGCCAUCAGCAGCCUUACGUACACGAUUCUUCACUUGAUCUGCAUAGGUUAACAUUUACAAGUUUGUAAUGUUAAAUCUACUUCUAGCCCAUAUUUGCUGUUAACAUUAAUUUUGAAAAUAUGAGAGUUUUCGUGUUCAUGACCUUUAGAGAAUUGCUGUCUGAUCAAUACGUUGAGUAUCUUUUUGCUAUGGCUUUAUAUUUCAGGACAUUUCAAAAAUAAAACCAAAAUAAAGCACAAAGUUAUGCUCAGCUAAUAAUGCUGAGUAACUUCUUUCUUCUGCAGUGCAGUGAAUGGGGAAAAUAAUAAUUAUUUCCUUUUGCCUGUAAUGAAAAAGUCUGUAGCUAUGUUGUAUGAGUUUUUAUUUGACAUUAUUUUUUCUUUUUAGCUAUAGCUUGAAUUUAAGUGGCUGCAGCUCCUGAAGCCUCAUAAUGAAUCCCCUUAUCUUUGGAAGUGUAACAGGACUCCUUUUUUUCUAGUUACUAAUUGUUCCAUAGGAUGUAGUUUUCGGAUGUUUACAGAAAAAUUGUACACCUUUAAGGUUCUGGGCCUCCCCAGGUUGUCCUUGGUCUCAAAUUAUUUUUUGCAGCAGUCACUGUAUUGCAGCAUCUUAGAUAAUUUACAUUUUUCUGAUUUAGUAAUGUUUCACAUAUCUUUAUUAUCAUCUGAGGCUCUUGAGAUACUAAUGUAGGUCUGAAAGUACUCCCACUAUCCCAGAGUUAUGUAGUCCCACCCACAGAUGAGGACUCCAGGAAGUAAUGUCAGGGAUUGCUUUUGGUGAUGUGGCAAAAAUGUUUCUGUUUAGAAUCCAUUUUAGUAUGUUUGUUUAGUUGAGCUUAAUUGAAAAGAGAAAUAAAGCUCUUAAAUUGGUAGCAGAAGCAUGUACUGAAAAAUAAUUCCCGUGGUUAAUUUUUUACCUGAGUUCAGAAUACUGGCCGCUUUACUAUACGUUUUUCCUCACACACAAAACUUUUCUGUGACUGCUAAGCUCUUCCUGCUCAAGAGAUAGAUAAAGUCAUGGAAUAAUUCUAGCAGCGGGGGCAGUGUUUUGGUUUAGGUGCUUAUGGUAGUUUUUUGUCUGUAACCACUUGCAUAGAGAGUCCUAAGCUUCCUCACUAUCUAGUUACUCACUAUUUAAAAAUCCUAAGCAGCUUUUCAAAAAAUAUUUAUUUUGGUUUUGUUCUUUGCCUUUAGAAACUGAGGUGACAGGAGGGUGGUGCUACAGUUCAUAUCUCUGCUUAGAUGUUAUAACUCAGCUCCUGCCUUCUCAAGGUGAAGAUGUCUAACAAGACUCAUUCCUACAUUUCUCAACCAUGUCAGAAGGGGACAGUAUUGGUGAGUCUGUUCAUGGAAAGCCUUCUGUGGUCUAUAGAUUUUUCUCAAGACUUGGACAGAUCUACCAAUCCUGGUUAGACAAAUCUACUCCAUAUACUGCAGUGCGAUGGAUUGUAACUUUGGGUCUGAGUUUUAUCUACAUGAUUAGAGUUUAUUUACUGCAGGGUUGGUACAUUGUGACAUAUGCCUUGGGAAUCUACCAUCUAAAUCUCUUCAUAGCUUUCUUGUCGCCAAAGGUAGACCCCUCUUUAAUGGAAGAUUCAGAUGAUGGUCCUUCCUUACCUACAAGGCAAAAUGAAGAAUUUCGGCCUUUCAUUAGAAGGCUCCCAGAGUUUAAAUUCUGGCACUCUGCCACUAAAGGAAUCCUGGUUGCUAUGGCAUGUACAUUCUUUGAGGCUUUCAACGUUCCUGUUUUUUGGCCAAUCCUUGUGAUGUACUUCAUUAUGCUAUUUUGUAUCACUAUGAAGAGGCAAAUCAAGCACAUGAUAAAGUACAGAUAUAUACCCUUCACACAUGGCAAGAGGAAAUACAAAGGGAAAGAAGAUGUGGGAAAGACCUUUGCUAGCUAGAAGAUGCAAUCAACCUGUUGACCAAUUCUACUUCUAACUAAAGGAACGAUUUUGAGCCAUUGUAACAAUGCCUUUUUUCUUCAUAAAAAAUGAUUAACAGAGUGGUGACAAAGCAGUUGAAUUUUCAUUUUAAGAGGAUCUUGCUAUUUUUAUCUGAAGUAUCAGUUUCUUGAAGAAACUGGCAUUCUAACCAAAUUGCAUUGAGUUUAUCUUUUGUAAGAAGUUGGAGAAACUUCGGAUAAUCCCAUGGAUUUGGGAUAACGUAUUUCUUACAGGAUCCAUUGCACUGGAGAGAUCAAUGGCUUAGAGUUGGAUAUUUUUACAUAGUUCUCCUGCUCAAUAUCACCGUGAAGUGCUGUGCACAUAUGUGGAGGAAAAAUGUAAGAUGGCACACAUGAUGCUGUUUUCUGCUUCAUGCCCGUGUGCUGUUUUCGUAGAAAAAUACAGUAGACCUAAAUAGAUGCAGAACUUAAGCCAGUUUCCUAAAUGCAUGGUAUUACUGAGUUAUAACCAAACAAAUAUAGGUAGGAAUAAGAAAUCUACUAAAUCAUGGGUUUUGCAGUAGGGAAAAAAUACUCAUAUAGCUUCUGAAGUAACUCAUUUGUGUUGGGUUUUAAUGCCAGUUUCACCAUUACAUCUCCGAGCAGAUGCUAAAAUUGGGCUCUUUCACGGUGACUCAAAACUUUGUUCAAAUUCUAUCACGAUUUCCUU